Messenger RNA from Arabidopsis arenosa, 359 nucleotides. Lineage: Eukaryota; Viridiplantae; Streptophyta; Magnoliopsida; Brassicales; Brassicaceae. The record is from the annotation of a GenBank genome assembly.
GUUUGGUUUUGAUUGAUUAUUUACUAAAUUUGAUUAGUAAUCGCAAAUAAAGAUAUGAGAUCUACUACACUGUUCAUGUUUGCUUGUGCUAUCAUGUUACUUGUUCUGAGUCAGGUUCAAGAGAUGGAGGCUCGAAAGACGAAAGUGUGUGAGAAAACUAGUAUAUGGUCUGAUCGAAUUAAUAGGUGUAACGGUGACAAAAACAAUCAAAAUGCUGUGUGCGUGAAAGCUUUUGCUGACGAUGGAGUAAAAGUUUUCCAAUGCCGUUGUAGUCCUGAUGAAGAACUUCUUUGCUAUUGUCAUACUGCUUGCUAAGUUUACUUAUUUAUCAAUGGAAAACAUAAAUAAUACCUAAUGGU